This is a messenger RNA of Uloborus diversus, 2244 nucleotides long. Its product is annotated as disks large homolog 1-like. The transcript is spliced from 22 exons. Lineage: Eukaryota; Metazoa; Arthropoda; Arachnida; Araneae; Uloboridae. Bases 1 to 2244 code for a protein of 747 amino acids. Gene Ontology annotation, molecular function: kinase binding. Gene Ontology annotation, biological process: chemical synaptic transmission. The record is from RefSeq and is a predicted model, not a curated record. Gene Ontology annotation, cellular component: postsynaptic density membrane; neuromuscular junction; neuron projection.
AUGGAGAAGCUGCAAUUUGCUGCUGAGAACACCGAUGGCUGGUUGUUGCCGGACUUCGACCAAGCUCAUACACCUCUUCUGGGUACAGAGAGAUUCGCCAACAGCGAGGAAGAUUGGGAGUAUGAAGAAAUCACACUUGAAAGGAGUGGGGCUGGUCUGGGAUUCAGCAUCGCCGGUGGCGUGGACAACCCCCACAUCGGCGACGACCCUUCCAUCUACAUCACCAAGCUGAUAGCCGGUGGAGCUGCUGCGGCAGACGGGAGACUCCAGGUGAAUGACAUCAUCGUGAAAGUGAACGACGUGAACGUGGUAGACGUCCCCCACUGUGUGGCCGUCGACGCCCUCAAGAGAGCAGGCAACACAGUCAGGCUGCUGGUGAAACGUCUCCGUUCGGUGCCCCGCCUCCUCCGCAUCGACUUGACUAAGGGAUGCCGGGGCUUGGGCUUCAGCAUCGCCGGAGGGGUGGGCAACCAGCACGUUCCCGGUGACGACGGCAUCUACGUCACCAAGGUCAUGGAAGGGGGCGCGGCGAACGUCGACGGACGUCUUCAGGUCGGAGACAAGUUGCUGGCAGUAGGGGAUGUGAACCUGGAACACGUGAGUCACGAGGAGGCUGUAGCCACCCUCAAAGCUACUGGGGAGCACGUGUCGCUGACGGUCGCCAAGACGGGCUGCCCGCCAGACUUCUUCACUAAUCAUUCAUCGCCACCCUCUUACAUCGAGGACGUUACGUCGCCAAUGGGGAUGCCGCUGUCGAAGUACGAGAGCGACACCCUCAUGAAUGCUCCUCUACCGAAAGUGGUCACGGACGAGGAUUUCACACGCGAGCCCCGCAAGGUGAUUCUGAACAAGGGCUGUACUGGCCUCGGGUUCAACAUCGUUGGCGGGGAGGACGGCGAGGGCAUCUUCGUGUCCUUCAUCCUCGGUGGAGGACCGGCGGACCUGUCCGGGGAAUUGAAGCGGGGAGACCAGAUACUCUCGGUGAACGGCGUGGACCUACGGCAGGCGACACACGAGCAGGCGGCGGCAGCCCUCAAGGGAGCCGGGCAGACGGUGACCAUGGUCGUGCAGUACAGACCUGAAGAAUACAACCGCUUCGAGGCAAAGAUCCAUGAGCUGAGGGAACAGAUGCUCAACACCUCCGGAAGCCUGCGGACAUCUCAAAAGAGGUCGCUCUUCGUCAGGGCUCUCUUCGAUUAUGACCCAUCCAGGGACAGCGGGCUGCCGAGUCGCGGUCUGGCAUUCCGAUUGGGGGAUGUGCUGCACGUGAUCAAUGCCUCGGAUGAUGAGUGGUGGCAGGCCACCAAAAUCCUCCCCAUGGGGCGGAGUGACGAGGGCAUCGGCAUUAUUCCCUCGAAGAGGAGAGUGGAGCGCAAGGAGAAGGCUCGUCUCAAAUCCGUGAAAUUUCAGGGGAAGAGUAACGUCAACGACGGCAAGAAUACUCUGGACAGAAAGAAAAAGAACUUUUCUUUCUCUCGCAAAUUUCCCUUCAUGAAGAGCAAAGAGAAUGCCGGGGAGGACGGCAGCGACAUCGAAAGGGAAGGAUCACCCACUAAAGAACUCAAUAUUUCCAACACAAGCGACCCGGAGACCAGCAGCUUACGGGGCACGGAGGAGCCAGUCCUAUCGUACGAGGCCGUCGUACAACAAGAGAUCUCGUACGCGCGCCCCGUCAUCAUCUUGGGACCUCUCAAAGAUCGGAUCAACGACGACCUCAUCUCGGAGUAUCCAGACAAGUUCGGAAGCUGCGUGCCGCAUACGACGCGUCCGAAGCGAGAUUACGAGGUGGACGGCCGAGACUACCAUUUUGUCCCAUCCCGAGAGCAAAUGGAACGGGACAUCCAGGGACACCUGUUCAUCGAGGCCGGACAAUACAACGACAACCUCUACGGGACCAGUGUCCAGUCGGUGAGGGAGGUCGCGGAAAAGGGCAAGCACUGCAUCUUGGAUGUGAGUGGCAACGCCAUCAAGAGACUACAGAUGGCAAGUCUGCAUCCCGUCGCCAUAUUCAUCAAACCGAAAUCCGUUGAAUCCAUCAUGGAGCUGAACAAGAGGAUAACGGAAGACCAAGCACGGAAGUCGUUCGAAAGGUCUCAGAAAUUGGAACAGGAAUUCGCAGAAUAUUUCACAGGUACGUUUAUGAAAAUCGACCGAAAAAAGAGUUUUUCCUUGGUAUCAAUUUCUGAUGGUGUUGGAAAAGUAGCAAUAAAAUUUAUGAAAGGAAAUUUUACCCUAUUAAGUUGA